UUUUGUUACUUGUAGGUAUUUUUAGAAAGAAUCCGAGAAUGGCAGCCGUAAUCCCCGCAGUUACGAGGUUAUCAAGCAGAAUAAUAAGGAUUCUAGGAUGCAAUCCUGGGCCUAUGACACUACAGGGAACUAAUACCUAUUUAUUGGGAACAGGGAAAAACCGCAUUUUGCUUGAUACAGGUGACAAAGACAUAAAAGAUUACCAGGAGCACCUCACCAGUGUAAUAUCCUCAGAAAAGAUUAACAUUGAGCAUAUAGUAGUAACACAUUGGCAUCAUGACCACAUUGGGGGCGUGGAAGACUUGUAUGGCACUAUUGCAAAAAGUCCAAAGAUCUGGAAGCACAGAAGAGACCCCACAGACAUGCCAGACAGCCAACUGCCCAACACAAUUCCACUGAAUUGGCUCACUGAUGGCCAGGAGCUGUCGGUUGAGGGCGCCACUGUCAAAGUGCACCAUACACCAGGUCACACUACGGACCAUGUGGUGCUAACUCUACAAGAAGAGAACAUACUGUUCAGCGGAGACUGUAUCCUGGGGGAGGGUACGGCCGUAUUUGAGGAUCUCUACUCUUAUAUGAAGAGUCUGCAGAGGAUAUUGGAUCUGAAACCAGCAGUCAUCUAUCCUGGCCAUGGAAAUGUUGUUCAGGACCCCAUAGAGAAAAUAGAAUACUACAUAGAGCACAGAAACAAACGAGAGAAACAAAUACUAGACACAUUAGAGAAGAAUAUAGACAAGCAACUUAAUGAGAUGGAUUUGGUUAAGAUAAUAUACACGGAGACACCAGAACACUUGUGGCCGGCAGCUGCUUACAAUGUGAACCAUCAUCUCACUAAGUUAACUAAAGAGAAUAAAGUUAAAUGUGUAGCAGUUGACGGUGAGAGUAGGUGGCAGUUUGUUGCUUCUAAGAGUAACUUGUAAUCUAUAGAAAGUUUAUCAAAGAAAGUAUGUGAGAUUAAAGAUAUAAAUAGUAUUUUUGAAGUGAUAACUUCUUAUGAGAGGGUAAAACAGGUAAGGUAAGUUAAAUUGCGGCCAAACACUAGGAAACCAUAAACUGGAUCGAAGGUAACCUAAUAGUUAAAUUAAGCAUAAAAUAAGCUUCCAUUUGACAUAUUAGACGAUUAAAUAACUGAUGAGGUUAUAUAAACUUUUAUAACACAUUUGCUCGUAAAGUAUCAUCUUAUUUCACCAAUUUCAUUCAAUACCUAUCGUAAUGUAUUACACAUAACACACAUGUGCUGUAAUGUAAUGUAAAAUGCACAUGUGUAAUAUAAAACCUUUAUCAUCAGUCUAAAAACGAACAGUACUUUUUUAAAUAUUACCAAAGAGAUUUUAUGUAAGAAAAGUGCUCAACAUUUUAUGAAUAAAAUUAACAUUGUGAGGAAAAAUAUAUUUACUAUUUCAAUUCUUUUGGGUAUAUUGUUAAUUUUUUUUAAUAAUAUUUGUCAUAUCUUUUAAAUAUGACCAACUAGCGGACGCCCGCGACUUCGUCCGCGUGGAAUUUAGUGUUUCACAAAUCCCUCGGAACCAUGGAUUUUUCCGGGAUAAAAAGUAGUCUAUGUGUUAAAUACAGGCAAUAAUAUAUCUUAAUACCAAAUUUCAGCUAAUUCGGUUCAGUAUUUGAGGCGUGAAAGAGUAACAAAAAUUCAUAUCGUCAAAAUCAUCAGUUUUCGCAAAUCUCGGGAAACCAUGGAUUUUUUCGCGAUAAAAAGUCUAUGUGUUAAUCCAGAGUAAAAUCUAUUUCCAUUGCAAAUUUCAGCUAAAUCGCUUCAGUAGUAGCGGCGUUAUAGAGUAACAAACAUCCAAACAUCCAUACAAACUUUACUUAUAAUAUUAGUAGGAUAUUCCUGUUCUUGUCUAACUAUUCGGAAAAUUUCAAAACAGCCCAUUAUUUAACUACAUUCUUGUAUAAACAUCAUAUUAUCAUCUCCAUAUAUUUUUAACCGACUUCCAAAAAGAAGGAGGUUUUACGUUCGGCUGUGUUUUUUUUUAUGUAUGUUCAGCGAUAAUUCCGUCAUUUAUGGACCGAUUUUGAUAAUUCUUUUUUCGUUUUGAAGGAUUUUAAUAUGUGAGUUUACCUGGGUCCUUUGUAUUGGCAGGUGGGCAUUCUCCUUUACCCAUUCUUAUACCGUCUACUGUUAAUAUUCUCCAAUUAUAAUAAUUUUUUUAGGUUUAAACAUUUAAAACAACUCGUAUUAUCUUAAUUAGCCUAAUUUUCGAGUUUAUUGAUAGGAGGAUAAUAAUUAUAUUACCUACAUAAUGCAUUGGUUAUGGGUCAUCAAUUAGUAAUCUGGGCAUAAAUAAAUAAAGGAAAUGGUCCAUAUUAGAGCAAUCAUACAUUAAUAAUUUUAUAGUUAAAAUUUUAGGUGUACAGAAAUUUAAUUCUUCAUUUCUGGGUGAUAGCUAUAAAUAUAUAACAAUUGUGAUGUAUAAUAUCUAAUAUUUAUUAAAGAUACUGUUAAACAGAUAAUUGUUAUUGCAAAGUAAAAUUUUAUAUUCUGUUAAUAAAAUUUUGAAUAUAUUUUAAUGGACUUUUAUUUAUCAACUAUGGAAAGAAUUUUUUUAUCCUUUUUCGAGCUAAGUAACAUUGAAACACAAAAUUCAUCACAAUAAAUGGUUUACUUUUGUUUAUCCAAAAUUUUUGAUUGAUUUAUAUUAUUAAUUCACAUUGACGGUAAAAAUGAAACAGAACAAUGUACUUAGAUCACAAAACUUUUAUUUUACAUUCAACAUAAUUAUUAACAAAUUAUCAUAAUUAUUAAAAUAAUCCUAUACAUACAACUAAAAAAUUGUAUUGGUACUUAAUUAAUGAUCCUAUCUACCUACUUAAAAUUAGAGUGUAAGUAAUUGAGUUAAUUACAAAAUCAUGUAAAUUGUAUCUGUGUGCUAAUUUCAAAGCUCUAGGAACACAAUCCCAAUUCCCAUCUGAAAUUAGAUUUUCUAAAAAUUUCUAGAGAAAGUU
Messenger RNA from Bicyclus anynana (squinting bush brown), 2961 nucleotides. Its product is annotated as beta-lactamase-like protein 2 homolog. Gene Ontology annotation, cellular component: mitochondrial matrix. The coding region runs from base 39 to 920 and encodes 293 amino acids. Gene Ontology annotation, molecular function: RNA endonuclease activity; single-stranded RNA binding. The record is from RefSeq and is a predicted model, not a curated record. Lineage: Eukaryota; Metazoa; Arthropoda; Insecta; Lepidoptera; Nymphalidae. The transcript is spliced from 5 exons.